Molecule: messenger RNA, 833 nt
Organism: Rubroshorea leprosula
Lineage: Eukaryota; Viridiplantae; Streptophyta; Magnoliopsida; Malvales; Dipterocarpaceae
Source: the annotation of a GenBank genome assembly
UCCACUCCCACUUCCUACCCUUCCCCGUAACUUCAAUGGCAAACCCCUCCAUGUAUAACUUCUUCAGCGCGAGCCAUCCUUCUGCCUCCAAACCCACCAAGCAUGCCGUAGCUUCGGCCACCGACUCGUCUCCGCCACGUUUUCCUUGUCACUGGCCCGAGUGUCCCAAGGAGUUUGCCACCUCUAAAGCUCGUGCCGGCCAUCAGAAAGCUCACAAGUGCAAGCCAGCCGCUGCUCGGCAGGAGGCCAAACCCACAGAGCAUGCAACAGCUCCAUCCACUAACUCGUCUCCGCUACGUUUUCCUUGCCCCUGGCCCCGCUGUCCCAAGGAGUUUCCCACCUCUAAAGCUCGCGCCACCCAUCAGAAAGCUCACAAGGGCGAGCGAGCCGCUCCUGCUGGGCCAAACAUUCCGGCCAACAACCUGCAGGAAUACCCCCUACUUCAUCAUCUGUUCCCCAUUCAUCCACAGCAGCCUCCGCUGCCGCCGCACCAGCAGCACCAGGACCAGAACCUAGCUUCCAUCUCGGCCCCUCGGAGCUUUCUGAGGCUUUCGACUGCUGAUGCUCUCUCCACUACCACUGAUGAGGAUGAUUCUGCCAAUAUGGACCUCACCCUCCGCCUGUGAAGGACUUUAGAGUGAAUGGUGUUGAAGGUAUUUAUAUAAAUAAAUGCUGGUUUAUUAAUAAAAUGGGUUUUCAAGUUUGCUGAUGAGAGCUCGUUGGCAUUAAUUCCCUAGUUCUAGUUCUUCCCAGCAUGAGAGAGUGGUUUGCAUGUGGGUUUAAUGUUUUUUGUGUAGAAGUAAUAGUCCAUUAAAUAAAGAAUAUUUUACUGU